Molecule: messenger RNA, 810 nt
Organism: Lindgomyces ingoldianus
Lineage: Eukaryota; Fungi; Ascomycota; Dothideomycetes; Pleosporales; Lindgomycetaceae
Exons: 7
Coding region: 1-810 (269 amino acids)
Source: RefSeq, a predicted model, not a curated record
AUGGGUGUUGUUGCACUUAUUGCUUGGAUUGAGGGUGAAGAGGAGGAAGGUAGAACCCCUGGGCGGAAAGACCUUACUGGUGGUGUAUCUCCAUCGACAGCUUGCGGGCCUGGAGAGCCUGACUCCGAACUAAGUUUUCCAAAAUUUCGACAAAUUCAAGUACACAGUCCCUUACAAUCCCUCAGCCUACACCAUGGCACUGAGGAAACCGGUAAUUGGAAACGGAAAUCUUUAAAGAGGGGAAACCCAAGAGCAAAGUCACCCAACCCGCUCGUAGCCACUCAUCGCAAGAGAUUUCACAAAUUAAAGAACGUCACUAACCAGCAACAGAACCAAAACAGCUCAAACAACUCUCCUCUCUUCCGCCUGCCUGCGGAGAUUUGCAGCCAAAUAUUCAGUACUCGGUGGGUACAAUACCCAAGCCCUGGCCUUCCAGCAGCCAUGGCGCUGGCGCAAAAUCCCUACUAUAGCUUGAACAGGGCAUAUGUCCUACCAUGCUUCCUGGGAAUAGAAACGCUCAAUACUAGUCUCUUAAAGCUGCAUGCCGAGACAGCCACACUCUUCUCUUCAUGCAACCUCUUCGGAUUCUAUUCUCGUGUCGACACGAAUGCAUGGCUUGAGAAGUGUAUUCCAGCAGAUACAAAAGCCGCCACAAAGAUGGUAGCCCGAUUUCACUGGGUUAAGACCAAGCGCGAAUGCAGCAACGCAUGUGUACUUGCCGCUUUUUUUUUUGACAAUGGUAAUAUGAGGGAGCGAGUUAUGGGAGAGAAGGAAGGGUUAGAAGUCUCUAUGGAAGACGAGGCAGAAUAA